Molecule: messenger RNA, 612 nt
Organism: Miscanthus lutarioriparius
Lineage: Eukaryota; Viridiplantae; Streptophyta; Magnoliopsida; Poales; Poaceae
Source: the annotation of a GenBank genome assembly
AUGUCGUCGGCCACCUCCUCCGCCGCCGCCGCCGCCGGCGGCGGUACCGAAGGAAGCGGGGGUGCGGAGGAGCGCGGGGAGAUCGCGUACGUGAGCUACGGCGGAGAGCAGCACCUGCCGCUGGUGAUGUCGCUGGUCGACGAGGAGCUCAGCGAGCCCUACUCCAUCUUCACCUACCGCUACUUCGUCUACCUCUGGCCACAGCUCACCUUCCUGGCGUUCGAUGCCAGGGAUGGCAAGUGCGUGGGGACGGUCGUGUGCAAGAUGGGGGAGCACAGGGGUGCAUUCAGGGGCUACAUCGCCAUGCUCGUCGUCCUCAAGCCCUACCGAGGGAGGGGAAUAGCAACUGAGCUAGUUACUAGAUCAAUUCGGGUAAUGAUGGAGUCUGGCUGUGAGGAGGUGACACUUGAAGCAGAAGUUACUAAUAAGGGUGCCCUUGCUCUCUAUGGUCGCCUGGGGUUUAUCCGAGCAAAGAGACUGUACAGAUACUAUCUAAAUGGUGUAGACGCUUUUCGGCUGAAACUACUGUUUCCACGCCCUGAUCCUGGCCUGCCUCCAAUGAUGAUUGGCAAUGACAGGGAUGACCAGAAGAUGGAUUCUCCCUACUUGUGA